AAAUUCAAAAUCAAUUUUCAAAUAAUCCUUUUGUUGAUGCUAUGAAGAUAUUUAAGUUGGCUGAUUGGUCAUUAAAUAAUCAAAACAUAGCAGAAUUCGGUAAUGAAGAAUUAGAAUUAUUACUUAAUUUUUAUGGAGAGCCUCAAUAUCCUUUGUUUCCACUAGCAGUAGUUAAUUCUAAUGAUACACGUAUAGAAUGGUUUUAUUUUAAAAAGUUAAUUUAUGAAAAUUAUUCUAAUUUACCAAUAGACAAACUACUUGUUUUAUUAUUUCAACAACAUAUUGACUCAUAUCCGAAUAUUGGUAAAUUAUUAGCAAUAAUAUAUUCUAUUUCUUUCUCUAGUGUAGAGUGUGAACGUGGUUUUUCUAAACAAAAUUUGAUUAAGACUAGGUUGCGCAAUGGUCUAAAUAAUGAUACAUUGCACAUGUUGAUUAUGGUUGGAUUAGAAGAGACUGAU
This is a messenger RNA of Racocetra persica, 458 nucleotides long. The record is from the annotation of a GenBank genome assembly. Lineage: Eukaryota; Fungi; Glomeromycota; Glomeromycetes; Diversisporales; Gigasporaceae.